Molecule: messenger RNA, 2724 nt
Organism: Drosophila innubila
Lineage: Eukaryota; Metazoa; Arthropoda; Insecta; Diptera; Drosophilidae
Gene: GTPBP1
Product: GTP-binding protein 1
Exons: 5
Coding region: 247-2295 (682 amino acids)
Biological process (GO): translational elongation
Molecular function (GO): GTPase activity; GTP binding; translation elongation factor activity
Source: RefSeq, a predicted model, not a curated record
UGGCUUGGGACAGACAGAAAAACAAUUCAGGAGUAAUUUUACUAAUUAUUAAAUUUAAUGUAAUAUUAGUUAAUGCACCUGUGGCAAAAUUCAAUGUGCAUAGUGCAAAUACACCAAUAGCCAUUAAACAAAGAGCCUAAUGAACUAAUCAUCCUAAGCGCACAACAACAUUACUCACACAGUCAGGCAAUGAUUCCAAGGAUAUAAAGUUCCAUAAAUCAGCUUAGUUAGAAACCAUCACCGAUCAUGAACAACAACAACAAUCCAGCGCCACCUUCAAAUGGUGCAAAUGUGGGCGUGGCCGUGGGAGUGGGCAUUAAAUGCGCCCGGAGCAACAUCUUCAAUGUGGACGGAUUGCCCACACAGCUGCAGCAGCUGAGCAUCGACUAUGCCAGCAUCCGUGGCAAGGAUGUCCUGGUGAAUCCCACAGAGUCCCAACUGCAGCUACUCAAGCGGCGUCUCCUCGAUCGCAUUGCGGACAGCUGUGGGGAGACAAUCUACGAGAUUGGCGUGGGCGAGGAUGGCAGCGAUAGUGGCUUGAAUGCCGAGCAGUUUGAGGCCUCCAUGGAGACGCUGCGUCAACUGUCGGUUGCCAUUGAUGCAGACAUGGUCAAGCUGCGGGAACGACCAUCCGAGAAGGGCAAAAUUGGCCAGUUUCUGUUGCGCAAACACAUUGAGACUACGGACUUUAUGGAGAUACGCGUUGCGGUGGUGGGCAAUGUGGAUGCUGGCAAAUCCACGCUGCUGGGCGUGCUCACCCACGGCGAACUGGACAAUGGGCGUGGCCAUGCGAGGCAGCGUCUCUUCAGGCACAAACACGAGAUUGAGAGCGGACGCACCAGCUCGGUGGGCAAUGACAUCCUUGGAUUCGACGGCAUUGGCAAUGUGGUGAAUAAACCCGAUCAUGGCCAUCUCGACUGGGUCAAGAUAUGCGAGAAGUCGGCCAAGGUGAUCACCUUCAUAGAUUUGGCGGGACAUGAGCGCUAUCUGAAAACCACCGUGUUUGGAAUGACGGGACACGCGCCGGAUUUUGGCAUGUUGAUGAUUGGCGCUAAUGCGGGCAUCAUUGGCAUGACCAAGGAGCAUCUGGGCCUGGCAUUGGCUCUGGCCGUACCUGUCUUUGUGGUGGUUACCAAAAUCGACAUGUGUCCGCCCAAUGUGCUCCAGGAUAAUAUGAAGUUGCUCUUCAAGAUGCUGAAAUCCCAGGGCUGCCGUAAGGUGCCGGUUGUGGUGCGCACCCAGGACGAUGUGGUGCUCAGUGCCACGAAUUUUGUGAGCGAACGCUUGUGCCCCAUCUUCCAGGUAUCCAAUGUGAACGGUGACAAUCUGGAGCUGCUCAAGAUGUUCCUCAAUCUGCUGAGCACACGCAUGGCCGGCUCCGAGAAUCUUCCAGCCGAAUUCCAAAUCGACGAUGUGUAUUCGGUGCCCGGCGUGGGAACUGUCGUAUCCGGUACUUGCCUGCAGGGCACCAUCAAACUGAACGAUGUGCUGAUGCUCGGUCCGAAUGCGGUGGGCAGCUUUGUGCCCAUCACCAUCAAGAGCAUCCAUCGCAAGCGGAUGAAUGUGGAGCGUGUGCGUUGCGGACAGACGGCCAGCUUUGCGCUCAAGAAAAUUAAGCGAGCUUAUCUGCGCAAGGGCAUGGUGAUGGUCUCGCCGGAGCUGAAGCCGCAGGCUUGCUGGGAAUUUGAGGGCGAAAUCCUGGUGCUUCAUCACCCGACAACGAUCUCGGCACGCUACCAGGCCAUGGUGCACUGCGGCAGCAUACGCCAAACCGCAUCCAUAGUGCACAUGUCCCGUGAGUGUCUGCGUACCGGAGACAAGGCACAUGUCAAGUUCCGGUUCAUCAAGCAGCCGGAGUACAUACGGGCGGGACAACGUUUGGUCUUUCGCGAGGGUCGCACCAAAGCCGUGGGCAACAUACUGCGUCCCAUGCCACAUGCCGCUGCCUCGCCCUAUCGCCCCAAGCCGGCCAAGAUGCAGUCGCGUGCCCACAACGGCAGCAACAGCGCCAGCAAUCAGCAGCGUCACAGUGGCCAAGGCUCAUCCUCGGCAGCAUCGGCCUCAGCUGGUGGCAGCAAGGAUGCCGGCGAGGACAGCAAACAGAACGGAGAUCGACGCGAGGGCAGCCGGCGAGGAGGCAAGCGGAAACGCAACAAUCGCCCCCAAAUAACCAGCAGCUCCUCAACUGUAACUGCUACAGGAACCGCAGGAGUCGGAUCAGGGGCGCCAGUUAAUGGCAGCAGUUCCUCCAAUCCGGUGGAGCCAACGCCGCCACAGCCAAAACAACAAAACUAGAACUUUGUGGUCCGUCUUCUUCUUAUAUUCAAAUUCAUUUGUUAGUUGUUAAGCUCCAAAGUAUUUUUGGCAAUCCGGUUGUGCGUUGGGAUCGAGGAUAGUUAAGAAAAGUUAAAAGAGAAACUAUUUUGCUACAGCUAACAAAUCACCCAGGAAACAACAUUAGCUCGGAAUUCUGUGUAAAUUUGCAAAAAAAAAUAAAAUUAAUAAAUUUCUUGUUUUCGUCCAUGUAAAGAGAGAGAGAAAAGAAUUUGGUAAGAACUAUUUAAGAAAAAUUGAUUAUGACUUUUCAGAAUAGAACUUUAAGAUUGACUAAUGAAUGAUCUUUUGAAUUGUGCACCUUAUGAUUUCAUUUUGGUUAUUUUUCUACAUUUAAUAUUAUAGUUACGUUGAAACGUAUUUAAAUUACACAAUAAAUUAAAAGUUUGA